AUGCCGACUAAAGCAUGUAAACAAACAGUAAGUACAGCUUCGGUGAUACCGCUAUCAAAUAAAUACUUGGUUAUAGACGAAGACUGUAAUAAAACCGCAAGCCUAGCACAAGAUGUCGUAGAAGAUCUUUCCACGCAAAAAAGGUGGCGUGUGCCGACUAAAGCAUGUAAACAAACAGUAAGUACAGCUUCGGUGAUACCGCUAGCAAAUAAAUACUUGGUUCUAGACGAAGACUGUAAUAAAACAGCAAAUAGGGAUGAACCAGAAUCAGUGACUAAAUGUCCAAUAAAGUGCACAGUCAGGAAAAUUUUUACAACUAAUAAAACAAGGAACUACAAAAAACGAGUUCUUGUGCUUGGAGAUAGUCACGCCAAGAGAAUCGCCGAGAAAAUGAAUGAAUACAGUUCAUCAUUUACGGCCGCAGGAAUAACUAAGCCAAGCGCGCCUUUGACCGAGAUAACGAAAAACAGUAAUUCACUAAAUGAGUUAUCUAAGAAUGACACGGUCAUAAUCAUGGGUGGAAGCAACAAUGUAUACCGAAACGAGGGUAAAUUUGCCACACAAUGUCUAAAAACAACACUACUGAACCUCAAAGUGCCGAAUAUCGUAGUCACUAGCAUGCCUCAUAGAAACGACCUGCAGGACAACUCAAUCGUAAAUUUGGAGCUUACAAAAAUAAAUAGACAAUUUCGUAAAAUAUGCAAGUAUCAUCAAAACGUAACAUUCUUUGAGCUUCCCAAUUCAAGAGAACUGUUCACGAAACAUGGUCAACACUAUAACAGCGCUGGGAAGUCGUGCAUUAGCAAAAUGCUGACAAAACUAAUACAAAAAGACGACCACGCUGUAAGAAAUACAAUUGCAAUACAGCCAGUUUCUAUCAAGGAAAUACGAAAACACCUUAACAGCUACAUAACUAGUAAGUCAGUCGCAGCCACAGCAUCAGUGCAGCCAGGAUCAUCACUUGAACAAGAAGAGGCAGCGCCAGAAUCAUCUUCAACAAAAACAGCGAGAAAAUGUGAGGAUCCAACGGAAGAAAUAGUGGCCAGUCCAUCAAUCAGUAGGAUAACCAUAACACCCCAUCACCAAAAGGAUUUUUUAGACCAAGGCAAGAGAAACAUAAAGACUACAAGGUAA
Molecule: messenger RNA, 1134 nt
Organism: Schistocerca gregaria
Lineage: Eukaryota; Metazoa; Arthropoda; Insecta; Orthoptera; Acrididae
Exons: 1
Coding region: 1-1134 (377 amino acids)
Source: RefSeq, a predicted model, not a curated record